Messenger RNA from Strongylus vulgaris, 417 nucleotides. The record is from the annotation of a GenBank genome assembly. Lineage: Eukaryota; Metazoa; Nematoda; Chromadorea; Rhabditida; Strongylidae.
AUGGCGGGUCAUCCCUGGAUAUGGGAAAUAGCAGGCAGGGAAUCAACAUCAUUAUGUGAUGAGAACUCAUCAACUUUUGCCCGGCUAACGAGAGCAUCGGAAGGAUCAUCAACGAUCUUUUCAAUCGUAUUUGUACUUCCUGCCAGUGUUGAUUCUCAUCUUGUGGAGUCCUUCCAGUUUUUGAGUAAAAAAUUGGCGCUUGCCAUCGAUUCGCUCCAGACCCAAAGAGGUUAUUUCGCUGAGCAGGAACGGAUAAUGCGAUCAGCCUUGGACGAGUUUGAGGCGGAAGUGUCCAGCAGGCCAGAGAGCGACCAAUCAUUUCUCAAUGUGCCGUGGGAUACGAUACGGGGAAAGAGUGCACUGGCGGAACUCCUCACCAAAGUCUUCGUGGAUGUUGGUAGAACAGGGGUAGUUCAA